Messenger RNA from Strongyloides ratti, 2925 nucleotides. Its product is annotated as Protein dispatched. Bases 1 to 2925 code for a protein of 974 amino acids. The record is from RefSeq and is a predicted model, not a curated record. The transcript is spliced from 6 exons. Lineage: Eukaryota; Metazoa; Nematoda; Chromadorea; Rhabditida; Strongyloididae.
AUGAAAUUUUUAAUAAAUAUAAAACGAAAAUUUUUUAAUUGUAUUGAUAAUACAAUUGAUUGCUAUAUUAAUUUUCUUUUAAAAUAUUCAUAUAUAGUUUUAUUUAUAUUUACUGUUAUUCCAAUUACCUUAACAUUAUAUAUUAUUAUUCAAUAUCAUAAUUCUAUAAGUAUAAAUCCACGAGAAGGAUUUGAAUGUAGAAAUACAAAAUUGGCAAAUGAUAGGUUGGCUUUUAUUAAUCUUGAAUCAAAAAUAGCAUCCAUCUCAGAUAUCUUAAUAUUUAAUCAUAAACAAAAAAGAGAUAUCAAUUAUUUAUCUAGUGUAAUGAUGACGACUGAUGAUUAUUUAUGGGAUUUGUCAAGUUCAAGUGAAAAUGAAUGGGAUUUGGGAAAUUUUUCUGAAAUUGAUAAUAUUUAUAAAAUUAUGAAAAGAGAGGAGGAGGAAGGCAUCACAACAACAACACCAGAUACAUUUACUAUUAAUUAUGAUGAUUACGGUACAUUUCAGGGAACAACAAUAAAUGACAUCAAAAAUCCAUGUUUUCAAUAUUUAGCUUUAGGUAGUCAAAUUCCAUACACAUCAAUAGAUAUGUUUACAAAAUUAAUAUUUGAAAUAUCCUCUUAUAAUGAAUUAUUUACGCAAAAAACAUUUCAAGAACUUUGUAAUAUUGAUCAAAUUGUUAACAAAAUUAUUAAAAAAUAUAAACAAUUAAGUAAUAAAAUAAUUGAUUAUCCUCAACAACAACUUCCAUAUUCAUUUAAUUUACCAUUAUAUACAUUUUGUAUUAAUAUUAAUGCUACCGGUAAUAAUGAAGAUAUCUGUCAACAAAUACGUGAAGAAGACAUUCUUCAACUAAAAGAAGAAACCUCUGAAUGUUUUGUAAAUAAAAGUAAUAGUGUUUGUAGGACGGUGGUUGCUUCUCAACUUAAUAAUUAUAUGAUUGAAAAUAAUUAUGAAAAUAUUCUUAAUAAUCAGGAUGAUUAUAAAUUAAAAAUUGCCACAAUAAUACCUAUAUUUAUUGGUAAUCCAAAAGAUUAUUAUUAUUUUUCUGAAGAAUUAUUAAAUAAUUUAAAAGAAAUUUUUAAUGGUAACAAUGGUAUUCAAUUAAUGGGAGUUAAUAUGCUUUCAAAAGACUAUUAUUUUCAAAUAUAUUUAUUUAAUGAUAUGUAUUUAGGAAUAUUAUCAUUUUUUUUGGUCGUCUUAAUGAUAUGGUUGUAUACGGGAUCAAUUAUUUUUACUUUUGUUGUCUUGUUAGACUUAAUUUUUUCAUUAAGUAUAGCAUUCUUUAUUUAUGUUGAAAUAUUUAAGAUAACAUUUUUUCCUUUUAUAAAUAUUUUAGUAGUAAUACUUAUAGCUGCAGUUGGUUCUGAUGAUACAUUUAUCUUAAAUUAUGCCAAUAAAAUUGCUUUUAAGAAACUUUUAAAACGAAAUAAAAUUGAUACAUUUCAUCCAGUACCCCAAGACAAUUUACCUAAAAUUAGUUUUUUGGGUAGAUCAGUAAAUCUUUCUAUAAAUGAAAGAAAUAUUACAGAAUUUGAGUAUCAAGAAAUAUGUAAAGAGGCAAUCAAAAUUGCCUUUCGAAAUUCAACCAUUUCAAUGUUUGUAACUUCUGUCACAACAGCAAUUGCCUUUUUUUCUAAUAUUUCUUCAUCAAUUGUUGUUGUUAAAUGUUUUGGUAUUUUUGCUGGAAUAACAUUACCAAGAAAUAAUCCAUUACAAAUUUUAAGAAGUUCACACUCAUUUGAAUGGUUUGAUGAAUACUCAAAAGAUUAUUUUGAUUUUGAAAAUUCAUCAACAUUAAUGCAACAAUUUAAUAUAUUAUUUGGAUUAAAACCUACAACUGAUGCCAGUGAGUAUAAUAUUAAUGAUAUUGGAAGUUUACAAAGUGAUGAAAAUUUUAAUAUUAAUACAUUUCAAAAAGUAUAUCACUUAAGUGAUAUUGUACAUUACAUAAAUCAAUCAGAUAUUCGUUAUCAAAAUAGUUUGGGUGGGAAAACAUUAUGGAUUGAUUAUUAUAUAGAUUAUAUUAAUGAUAAAAAUUGUUCAUUUAUCGAAAGUAGUUGCUGUAAAAGUAAUACAACAUCUAUUUUUGAUUAUACAAAUUUUAGUAUAUGUUCUUUGGAAUUUUCUCAAAAACGUUUAGGUGUCAAAUUUCCCCAAGAUAUUUUUGCUACAAUUUUUGAUGAUGGUCCAAUUUUUGAGAAAAAAUCAAUGAAACUAAUUGCAUAUUAUAUAGUUGGACCAACAAAAUACAAAUUAUCUAUUCAAUAUAAAGAGAUUCAAAAAUUAUUUGAUGAAAUGUUAUUCUUAAAUUAUCCACAUAAAGAUGACUUCCCAAAACCAAUAAUUCUUUCAUCACCAGAAGUGACUAAAGUUUAUGAUCUUUUCAAUACACUAUCUAGUGAUAUUUUAAUUUCAAUAACUUUUUCAUUAACAAUAUCUAUAGUUGUUAUUGGAUUCAUAACACGUCAAUUAAUGUUAACAUUUAUAACAUUAAUAUGUAUUACAAAUGUUAUUACAUUAACUAUUUCUACAGUUUUAUGGAUUGGAUGGAAAAUAAAUGUUCUUGAAACUACAAUUAUUGUUUUAACUAUUGGAUUGUCAUUUGAUUAUACACUUCAUUCUGCAGUAGCUUACAAAGAAAUCCACCAUAUCAUCUGUUUUACAGCAUUAGAUAAAAUUUUAGAAUUAACAUCACACAUAAUUGAACCAAUAUUAUGUGCCACAAUUACCAAUGUAAUAGUUGGAUUCAUAAUCAUAUGGUCAAAAACUCAGGCUUUUUUUGAAAUUGGUGCUUUCAUGAUUAUUAUGUCAUUAUAUAGUCUAUUAAGUUCACUAGUCAUAUUUCCAAUUUUAAUGAUUUGUUUUGGAGAUAGAAUAAAUAUCAAUCUACCAAAAAUCAUCAAGAUGAAAUUAAGAAAAUAA